AUGGGGGAAAAGGGGUUGGAUAUUAGGACAUUUGUAGAUGAUAACCACUCAAAAUAUCUGGAUGCAGUUAAAAAUUAUAGUUCACAUGUUGAUGAACUAGUAAAAUUUUUUGAUAAUUUUGAAGACCCAGCAGUUAAUCACAUAAAUUGGGGUAAACUAAAAUAUAAAGGUUAUUUACAAAAAAUAUACAACCAUGAUACUGAAGUAUUACCUAUAUAUUUAGACGACUUAAGAGAACAUUUUUGCAAAGAAAAUAAAGAUGCUGAUUAUUCAGUUUAUAAUGGUAUUAUGACAAAUACCCAUAGAUAUGUUGAACUAUUAUAUACAGCUGCCGAUAAAUGUUUAUCCGAUGAAUCCUAUAAACGAUUUAUUAAAGAAUAUGGUGAAGAAGAUGAAAAUGAAAAAACAAAACGUAGAAAUUUAAGAAGAAUAAAUAAUGAAGAUGUUAGUGGAUAUUCAACAGAUGAAAGUGAAAAAGAAGCAUUUAAUAAUUUAUUUAGAGAUAUGAUUAAACCUAUUGAAGAAAUUAGGGAAGAACGAAUGAGAGAAUAUAAAUUACCUGCAUAUUUAAGAGUUAAUUUUGAAAUAAUAUUAAUUCCAAGUUCUAGAGAUUUAAUUAGAAAAAUGAGAAUAGUAAAUGCUGACUGUAUUGGUUCAUUAAGUACAUUUGAAUGUGAAGUUAUACGAGCUACUCAAUUAAAACCAAGAAUUCAAGUUGCCACAUAUGAAUGUGAUAGAUGUCAUGUUUUUGCUUAUAAAGCUGUUGAUGGACCAUUUUUUAUGCCACUUUUUGAUUGUCCAGGUUGUACUAAUGUACAUGGAAUUAGAGGAUCAUUAAAAUUUCAAGCAAAAUUAAGUAAAUUUGUAAAAUAUCAAGAAAUAAAAGUUCAAGAAUUAGCUAGCCAACUUCCUGAAGGUGAUAUACCUAGAAGCAUGAAUUGUAUAAUACACGGUGCAUCUACUACAUCUGUUCAACCAGGUAUGCAUGUCACACUAACAGGGGUUCUAAUGCCUGUAACAAAAAGUGGGUUCCAAGCAUUAAAAGGUGGACUAAUUGCAGAAAAGGUUUUCCAUAUUUAUUAUGUUCAAAAUAAUAAAGAAAAUUUUAAUGAACAUAUAGAUAAUUAUGAUAAAAUUAUGGAAGAAGUUCAAAAAUUAAAGAGCAGUCCUAAUCUUUAUGAAAGAUUAGCAUAUAAUAUUGGACCUGAGAUAUAUGGUCAUGAAGAUGUUAAAAAGGCAUUAUUAUUACAAUUAAUAGGUGGAUGUACAAAAAAAAAAAAAGAUGGUGGUUUAAUAAGAGGUGACAUACAUAUAUUAUUAAUGGGAGAUCCCGGAGUAGCAAAAAGUCAACUUAUGAAAAAAGUUUGUUUAAUAGCUUCAAGAUCUAUUUAUACUACCGGAAAAGGUAGUAGUUCGGUUGGUUUAACUGCUGCUGUAUUAAAAGAUCCGAAUACCGGUGAAACGACCCUAGAAGGUGGUGCAUUAGUAUUAGCAGAUAAAGGAAUAUGUUGUAUUGACGAGUUUGAUAAAAUGGACGAAUUCGAUAGGUCAGCUAUUUAUGAAGUUAUGGAACAACAAACAGUUUCAAUAGCAAAAGCUGGUCAUUGUAGUAAUAUGCCUGCACGAUCAUCUGUUUUAGCAGCUGCUAAUCCAAUUAAUGGAAGAUAUGAUUGUAAAAAAUCGGUAAUGCUUAAUAUGAAUUUACCUGCUGCUUUGCUAACAAGAUUCGAUUUACAAUUUUUGCUUCUUGAUAUAUCAGAUCGAGAUAAGGAUAAAAGAUUAGCAGAGCAUGUAUUAAAUAUAUUGAAGUGUGUAGAUUCAACUGAUGAUAAGAAAAAAAAACGAAAAAAAAAAAAAUCAGGUUUAAACAAUAAAGAUGAUAAUGACGAUGAUGGAUAUGAAGAAAUUGACAAAACAGUCUUAAGAGCAUUCAUACAAUUAGCAAAAAGAAAACAACCAACUAUUUCCCCUGAACUAAUACCAAAAAUUACACAAUGGUAUGUUUCAUCAAGACAAUUAGAAUCACAACAAGAAAGAUAUAAUGAUACCCGUAUUAAUUAUACAACUCCUAGAGCUUUACUUGCUAUUUUACGAAUAUCCCAAGCAUUGGCAAGGGUAAGAGAUAGUGAUAUUAUUGAAACUCCUGAUUUCGAAGAAGCUAUUCGUUUAACAGAGCAAUCAAAAGCAAGUGUAUCAUUACAAACAGAAAAACGAAGAAAGAAAGAUUCUUCAACCGAAAUUAUGAAUAUUAUAAAAACAAUUAAAGAAAAGAUUAUGGAAAAGAAAAAGAGAUGGAAUGGUUGGAUACCAAUUGAAGAAAUAGAAAGGGAGUCAUUAACAAAGGGAUUUACAAAGGCACAUGUUUUUAGCACCAUAGAUAGAUAUGUAGAAUUGACUGUUUUUACAAUAAAUGAAGAAAACACAGCUAUUGCCUUCCCAAAUGAUGUAUAUGCCACUGGUGAUGAUGAUGAAAAUUAUUUUUAA
Molecule: messenger RNA, 2484 nt
Organism: Plasmodium vinckei vinckei
Lineage: Eukaryota; Apicomplexa; Aconoidasida; Haemosporida; Plasmodiidae
Product: DNA replication licensing factor MCM7, putative
Exons: 1
Coding region: 1-2484 (827 amino acids)
Biological process (GO): DNA replication; DNA replication initiation; double-strand break repair via break-induced replication
Cellular component (GO): MCM complex; nucleus
Molecular function (GO): ATP hydrolysis activity; ATP binding; single-stranded DNA binding
Source: RefSeq, a predicted model, not a curated record